AUGACAAGCAGCGGCCAGCUAUCAACCGUUAUUUCCACCACAGACGAGUUUAGCUUUAGCUGCCUCCCGCUAACAAUUCAACUCUCUGACCCCAUUAUGUCCCCAGGGAAGGAAUCAUCACACACACACAUUGUCACAGGGGGAACUGCCUUCCAAAGGACGAUGGGUAUGCAGACGGCCCUAAACGCGAGCGCAACAACGUGUGAGGUCUUGAUCGAUAAAAGCAAUUACUGGGUUCCAGCUCUUUAUCAUAUGACCAAUGAUAAGUCGUUUGAGAUGAUGGAAUAUGAGUCCAGUGCAAUUUAUUAUCUGAAUAGGGCGUGCGAUUACGCUGCCGGUGCGCAGGCAUGCAACGAUGGAUCGUAUCCUUUGGCACCACCAGCCGGAUUGCGUAUCGUGGCUGGGGACCCGAGAAUUCAGGCAUACAACGAUGCUAAUUUCGCCCAACGUGCCAUCUCGCAUAUGUGUCUGAUGGAAGAUGGGUCCUCGAAUGAAACUAAACACCUUCCCCGACAAUCCUGCGAAAAAUUAAGGUCACAGGUAUUCUUUCCUUCUUGCUGGGAUGGAAGAAAUCUGGAUAGUGCCGACCACAAGAGCCAUAUGGCAUACCCUGAGACUGGGGACUAUAACAAAGGUGUCUGCCCCAAGUCUCAUCCUGUAGCCAUAUUCUCGAUUUUCAUGGAAUUCAUAUUUAACACAAAGCCGUUUCCUAACCACCAGAAUUGGGUAUACGCAACGGGCGACCGAACCGGAUAUGGCAUGCAUGGCGAUUUCAUAAAUGGGUGGAUGGACCAAGUAUCCCUGCAGAGAGCCUUUAAAACAUGCACAGGGAAGGGAUGGUUGAGUGACCCCAGGUGUUCGAUCACGCAAACCCAAAAGACACCCCUGUCUCCAGCUUCCUUGGAACCGGACGAACCCACCCCAUGGGAAAAUCUAGGACAGAACAGUACCGUACAGAAGCUGCCUGGUCACCCAGAGCAUGCCGUUUAG
This is a messenger RNA of Aspergillus versicolor CBS 583.65, 990 nucleotides long. Its product is annotated as DUF1996 domain-containing protein. The record is from RefSeq and is a predicted model, not a curated record. The transcript is spliced from 5 exons. Lineage: Eukaryota; Fungi; Ascomycota; Eurotiomycetes; Eurotiales; Aspergillaceae. Bases 1 to 990 code for a protein of 329 amino acids.